Cryptotermes secundus is the source of this 1260-nucleotide messenger RNA. Its product is annotated as WD repeat-containing protein 7-like. The record is from RefSeq and is a predicted model, not a curated record. Gene Ontology annotation, cellular component: cytoplasm. Gene Ontology annotation, molecular function: protein binding. Lineage: Eukaryota; Metazoa; Arthropoda; Insecta; Blattodea; Kalotermitidae.
GUUGCCAGGUACAACACACUUCAACAGAAUGCACAGGCUUUGAAUGUGAAUUUGAGCAAUUCUGUUCUGCACAGAGCAAAGCCUGAGAUCCUGCGAGGUGUUGAACUUCUCAUUGAUAAAAUGCAGAAUGAAAUGGCUGACCUGCUUGUUGAGGUGGUGGACAUUGUACUGCAUUGCUUGGACCCUGGUCAUCUUAAGGUGAAAGGACUUACCGAAGUUUUCCCAGCCAUUUGUAGGUUCAACCAAGUUAGCCACUGUCCAAGCACACGACGUAUAGCAGUUGGAGCUAAGAAUGGACAGGUUGCUCUCUACGAAUUACGGUCACAAAAAUGCCAGGUUUCUCUCAAAUACUUGCAGAUGAUCCACGCCCACGGGGCGGCCAUUACGGCCAACACAUUCUCCCCAGACGGGAAAUAUCUGUCAACAUACAGCUGUCAUGAGAACCGACUUUCCUUUUGGCAGACAUCCACUGGAAUGUUUGGAUUGGGAAAUUCACAGACACGCUGCAUAAAAUCAUACUCCACUGCUCCAAUUGCUGAUGUGUCACGCCUGAAUCCCAUGAGACUGGCUCGUCUUAUAUGGAUUAAUAAUCGAACAGUAUCACUAAUGCUAGCUGAUGGCUCUGAAACUCGGUUUAAUGUAUGAGAAUACACCACAUAAUUAAUAUUAACAGCUAACUACAUUUCAUACUGAAAUUAAUUGUAAUAUAAUCCUAUAUCAUUCUUCUUCAUUGCUAUGAUUUCAUACAGUUGACUGCUCACAGACUGGAAGUUCUUACAGGAAAUAUUAGGAUUGCAUCAUUCGGAAUGAAGCUGGAUAUGGCUGCUAUUUAUUUGCAAUUUUUUUGUAUAUAAACUUGAAAUAAGAGUAAUAUGUAGUAUUUGGAUUCCUUAGGAUUUCUUUUAAUGUAAAAUACCACAUAAAACAUGAAAUGUAUCUAUUUACAGUAAGUUCCAGAAACUUAAGAGGGCAGAUGCAUUACAGCAGAUCAGAAACAGAAAAGAUGAAUAUAACAGUAAACAAAAUAUCUUAAUAUUUACGUAUGUUCUCAUGUUAUAUGAAUUAAAAUAUUAAUGAAAAAAAUUGUGAGAAUCUUUUCAUAUAGUUGAUUGUUCAAUAUAUGAUGCACUUUGUCUAAACGUUAAACUUAUUUAUUGGAUAGUCACAAAUAUUCAUUCAUCUGAAUUGCUGUUGUCACUUGUGUUAAAGUUGAUGAGAGUUAAUACUGUAUUUAAGUGUUAAUAACAUUAUAAUAUUGGA